AUUUGCAAAGAGAGAAAAGCUCCAGCAAGACUAGGCGUUUCUGUGAAAAUCCCAGUCGGACCCGACCCGGGUUCGGACCCGCUCCGCAUUUCUGCAUCACUCUCACUCACUCCUCCCAGCUCAAAAGUGUGUGUUGGAGAUGGCGAAGGCUUCCAAGGGUAACCAUGAUGAGUUUGAAGACGAUGAUGAGGAGAAUCAUGCAGGGAGAGGAGAAGGGCAAGGGAGGGAGAAGAACCGGUUGAAACAUUCCGAAACGGAGCAGAGAAGGAGGAGCAAGAUUAACGAGAGAUUUCAAAAGUUGAGAGAGAUCAUACCCGAAAAUGAUCAGAAAAGAGAUAAGGCUUCAUUCUUGUUGGAGGUUAUAGAGUAUAUACAGUUUUUGCAUGAGAAGAUAAACUUGUAUGAGGGUUCAUACCAAAAAUGGAGUCCAGAGCCAACAAAAUUGACCCCAUGGAAAAGUCAUCAUAAUAGGCUUGGAGAAAAUUUUGCAGAUCACUCUCAAGGCAUGAACAAUGGUUCUGGUCAGGAGAAUAAUGUUGUUGUCUCCCCCGCGAUGCUCACCAAUGCACAAAACUCAGUGGAAUCUGACUUGGACUCUGCUGCUGUAUACAAAGCACUAGAUCACAUUCGUGGGCUAGCUACUCCAUCCAUUCCUAAUAUGAACCAGCAAAACAUCUUUGACACUAUUGAGAGUUUUGGAGCUCCCACACAACCGUUGCAAGAAUCUAAUUCUGAUGCUGAGAACACGGCUUCUCAAUCCCAAUACCAAUUGUGGCCGGGUAUUACGUCAACAAUGGUUACAGACAGUAAACUUAAUAGGCAGGAUGAAAGUAAAACGGUUAGCAUCUCAAGUGCCUACUCUCAAGGGGUUUUGAAUAAUCUGACCCUGUCACUGCGAUCCUCUGGUGUGGACUUGUCCCAGGCCAGCAUCAACGUUGAACUUGAUGUUGGAAAUCGAGCAGGCGGUGGCCUGAAAUCAAUGGCAUCUAGUUCACAGGCUCAUCUCAGACAAUGCUUGAACAACCAAAUGAUGACGCAUUCUCAAGUUAGCAGCUAUAACGAGAACUUUGAACAAGCUCAUAAGCGAUUUAGAACAGGAGAAAGCUAGUGUACCAAGUCUCCAGUUUUUCUUAGUUUUCUUUGCUUUUUGGUGGGUUGGACCUCUUGGGCGGGUCAUUUUUGUAAGGUCAUGACCCGCAGACAACUAGGUCCGGGUCAAUUGUACAUGUUUGUGCGCCUUGUGCAGGGGUUUUCCUAGAUAGAUGCCUAAGAUAUUCAUUUGUUUAUGUUGCGUUUUUCUUAUUACAAUGUCAUGUUACCAUCAUUUGGAUUUUGGAAUCUAUACAUA
Fragaria vesca subsp. vesca is the source of this 1348-nucleotide messenger RNA. Its product is annotated as transcription factor BIM2-like. Lineage: Eukaryota; Viridiplantae; Streptophyta; Magnoliopsida; Rosales; Rosaceae. Gene Ontology annotation, molecular function: protein dimerization activity; DNA-binding transcription factor activity. Gene Ontology annotation, biological process: DNA-templated transcription. The transcript is spliced from 8 exons. The coding region runs from base 140 to 1108 and encodes 322 amino acids. The record is from RefSeq and is a predicted model, not a curated record.